Molecule: messenger RNA, 3627 nt
Organism: Tribolium castaneum (red flour beetle)
Lineage: Eukaryota; Metazoa; Arthropoda; Insecta; Coleoptera; Tenebrionidae
Gene: nvy
Product: nervy
Exons: 8
Coding region: 682-2286 (534 amino acids)
Biological process (GO): negative regulation of DNA-templated transcription; DNA-templated transcription
Cellular component (GO): nucleus
Molecular function (GO): transcription corepressor activity
Source: RefSeq, a predicted model, not a curated record
UGACACUUGAUGUGCCCUCUUAUCAUUUUUCGAGUUAAUUUUCGUGAAAGCUGGAUAUCGUCAUAUAGUGAGAUUAAAAAUGGGAAGAGGGAGAGAGAAAAAAGUGUAAAAGCAGAAACGUCCCGCUAUGUGUGCGUUUGAAGGCCCCGGUCGCCAUAUUGGAAAACAAAUUGCACGCGCUGCCUCUGACAGCCGCUAGAUGUCUCAAAGAGCGGCCUCACAAAGCGUUUCUGUGUCUGACAACUUCAACAAGUUCGAGCUUCGUUUGUUCGCGGCACAGAAAAACAACCGUCGGAUUAGGCGUUCUCCGUAUGAGCAUAUCAGCAUCGAACGGUUUCGCCGGUGCCAUAGUUGGCGAGUGCUUUUGAAAUGUUUUUAAAAUUAAUUAAAAGUUGGCCGAGGGUUAAUUACGGAGACUGAGGAUGGCGAACGAAACGUCGCGCCUGCGUCCACGUAGGUGCAAAGCCUGCUGUUGCAUAAUAACGGCGCGCUCGUGCGUGAGCUUAGUCGGCAUCGGGACGUGGAUGCAAGCGACGACGCUGGACGUCGCGACGUCUCACCGUCGAGUUUUGCGCGCCAUUUCAAUUGUCAAAAUUGUACAAAAGCGAGCGGUUCUUGUGAAGUAAGGCGAAUAGUAUGGACGCUACGACGCGAUUUUGAAAAAAAAUUGUAAAAAAACAUAUGAGGAGGGGCAUGGAGCCGAAGCUCAUCAAGGAGGAGAACGGAGAGAAGGAUGGAGGCCAAGGGUACGCCGAGACGCCCAGGACGAGGGCUAAAGCUGCGAGCAAAGAUCGCUGCAAAACUCCGGACUCUCCGGAAGGCGCUCGACAAGCGGCAGCGCCCCUUUCGCCCACCCAGUCCUCACCCCCUCGACACCCCACAAAUGGUACUUCUUCGCCAGUCAACAACGGGUCCGCCGAUAGUCUGACGCCACCACUGCCCGCCUCCACUGUGCUCUCUGUCAAUUUAGACAAUGCCCAGCCACAGCAGUACCAUGGUAGCUAUUCAAACGUUACAAGACCUCUAGUCAAAGUCAAACGGUUCUUGAGCACUUUGGUGCAGUUCGGCUGCGAUAUUGGACCCGACAUAGGCGAACGAGUCCGUAGUCUAGUACUCAACUUAGUUAGCUCGAAUUUAAGCAUAGAGGAGUUCCACCACUCGCUGCAGGAUGUGACCAACUUCCCCCUGCGUCCGUUCGUGCUGCCGUUCCUGCGGACGCAUCUGCCGCUGCUGCAGCGUGAGAUCCACGCUUUGGCUCGGGCAAAUAAGCAGUCCCCUCUGCAGUACGUCCGUUCGCACGACCAUGUGAUCCUCGAUUCGACCCACUCGCCCUCGGAACUGUCGGAAAUUUUCAUGUCGAACGAGACGCCCCUGGUCGCCGGCCUGAAACGCCGCGCCUCCGACAGCAUAUACGAGAACGGCACGAACGGCCAGCCACACGACCCCCAAGACUGCCUCUCUAUAAAACGUCCCAUGAACUCCCAAAAUGCCUUUCUGUUCUCCCACCAGAGCCUCCUCCUCCCGAACAUGUCGUCAACAAUCCCCAAUUCCCACUUCUUCGACUACAACCAGCACAACCACCUCCCCCAGCGAGUUGAAGACAACAACAACACCCCCAACCGAGGAGACGAAGAAUGGCGCAACAUCCACGUCAUGCUCAACUGCAUUCUGUCCAUGGUGGAAAAGACAAAACGAGCUUUAACAAUCCUACAACAGCGAAAUAGUCAAGACCUCACCAACGAAUGGUUGAGAAAGCAAGACGUUAGUGUAGAUCUCAAGAAAGCCGCCAACGAAAUAAUGGUCCAAGCCGUGCGACAGACGGAGGACCGGGUCGCAGAGGUGAGACGACGGGCCGAAGACGCGGUGAACGACGUGAAAAGACAAGCAGUGAUCGAGCUGCAAAAGGCAGUCGCGGCUGCUGAAACGAAAGCCAACGAACUUGUGGCUGCCGAAAGGGCCAAGAUGGAAAAACUUCUAGCCGAAGCGCGGAAGCAUGGUGACGAAAAUCAGGACAACCCGGAUAACAGUCUGUCACCGCCAGCUUCACAACCCCAACCUUCGCAACAGAAUUCGUGUUGGAACUGCGGCCGGAAGGCGCACGAGACCUGCUCGGGCUGCAGCGUGGCCAGGUACUGUGGCCCCUUUUGCCAACACAAAGACUGGGAGAACCAUCAUCAGAUAUGUUCAAAGGAGAAGGCAAUGCGGCCGUUGCGGACGUCGACUCCGAGCACCACAGCCCCACCGACACACGUCAAUCAGAGCGAAACGGUCAAAUUCAAAAAGUGACAUUUGAAGAAGGGCCGCAAGUGUAGGAAAUUUUAACCGUCAUUAACUUAAAUCAUUAAUAUAAGCAUGCUGAAUCAUCGUUAUUAUACGUUGUUCCUCAUUAAUACCAAAGAAGCACAUGUAGUUCUCUCUAUGUGUCUUGUAUCAGUAGGGGUUGUUUGCCGGGCUUGCCUUCGGGGGCCCACACGUUUAGGUCUUGGGUGAAGACACUCUUUCUAGCGAGGCGAAUGGGAAGCAAAAGCCAAAAUUAAUCCCUUUCAAAGUAGUUUAUAAAUACGGAGGCUUAUAACUCGGAAGCGAAACGAAAUUCAAAAACAAUUUUCUAUAAUCAAAAAAUGUUGUCCUAUGGAAUAAGGAUGAGGGCGCUUUCAGCGUUGAUUUAAAUUCAAUCCGUUCACUAUUUGUUUGUGAAAAUUGCGGGUAUGUUAAGUCUUAAAUUCUUAGCCAAGAAAAAAUGUUAUUUCUUAUUUUCUUUACAAAAUAUAUUAAUAAAUAUAAAUUUGUGUUCCACUCUAUAUUUUUUACAAAUGUAACAGAGAAAUUUGUUGAGAAGGGAUUUGGAGAACCAUAUCGUCCCAGAGAAGCAAUUUAAAGCCAAACUAUUAAAAAUAAGAUAGGAGACGUUAUAAAAAUUUGGGAUGGAUCGCAAGUUGAUAAAAAAUUUGUAAAUUAAUAUUAUUUUCGGGAAAAAAACUUUCUAUUCUCAUAUUAAAUAUGAUUAAUGCUCUCUGUUCCCCUAAUUUAAUUGUCUUGUUCCUCACCUGUAUCAAAUGUUGCGCAAUCUUGUAACGUAAACGAAACUAACAAAAAAGGAACGUUUGAUUUGUAGUCACCUGUUUUAGUGCCCUUCUCACUAGAUAAACACUUUGUAGUUUGUCUGCUAGAUAAUUUUACCAAAAAGUUUUCGGGGUUAGAAAUCUCUUUUCAAGAUAUGGAUACACUGCAAUGAGGUUUUCUGACAUGGUGAAAUAUAAGAUUUCCGUAUGCCGCACUUACCGUUCGCAUCAUCACUUUCGUUUCAAAUUCUGGUCUCUUCGACUUUCAAGUAAUUCAAAGAUAAAUAGAUGCACACAGUAUCCGAGGUGUUGAUCGAUUUAUCUUUGUCCAGUUUUGUUGUAAUAAUAAUCUAGUCACUUUUACAAUUUUUUGGGAACCAAUUUACUAACAAAAAAAUUAAAUUUGAUAAAAGCAAUUACUUUAGUAAAUUGGCUUCCAAACGUGCGUGUAUAAAACGUUAGGCAGGUAGUUCAUUAUUGUACAUUUCCAUGUUAUUUAGUGUUUAUUAUUUAUUUUAUUUAUAUUUUAAAACUGAUGUACUUUCCCAAUAUAAAAAUUCACAUA